Amoebophrya sp. A25 is the source of this 4028-nucleotide messenger RNA. Lineage: Eukaryota; Dinophyceae; Syndiniales; Amoebophryaceae. The record is from the annotation of a GenBank genome assembly.
CUUCUAGAUACGUAAUUUCCUUGCGCUCACCAGUUAAGACCUUUCUGCAUCAUGAUCAAUGCUUUGAAAAUACAUGAAAGAGAGAGAGCACAGAUUACCGGAAUGGCGUACCCAUCAUUCUCCUAACAUCUCAUUAGCGACAAAGCGCCAUAAAUCUGACGUCUUUGGAAGAGCGGGCUGCAAAAAAGCGCGUACGCGAGGAAGGUACGCAAAAUAACAAAGAACGGCGCAUAGACGAAGCACGCAAGUCAAUCAUAACCGGUUCAAGUGGUGUUUUCUCUUCGCUUUUCGGAGGUGGCACCUGAAGAUGUAGCCACCACGUACGCUGGCGUCGAGAGUCAUGUCAUACUAACAGUUAUCAAUCACGAAAUGUCACACUCUUAGUCUGCUACAUGUCAAGAACACCCGAAAAACUACUUUGCUAGCAAAUAGAAUACAUGUUACUAGAUUACAAUUGCAAUCUACUACCUGAUUAUGCCUACUGAAUACUUGUUACGCUUAAUUGGAUCACCUAUUUGAAAGUACUGUAAAAUCAUGAAGCUGGUGAUAUCAAUGAUUCCUUUUCCGUUGGUUACUUGCGCAAUGCUUGCGUCGGCGCUCGAGGUUGGACUGCUACAGGAUGAACAGACGAUGCAAGUACUGCGUGUGGUCAACAAAUAAAAGUCGUGGACCACCACGUCUUUGAUUCAAGAAACGAGAAGAUCUAAGCUUCUUCAGCAGGAGCAUCGGCUUCGCUCGACCCAGUCUCUCUGUAGCCCUCCCGGUGUCCUUUUGUGCGAAUAUAGACAGUAAAAAAAAGUACUGAAAAUACUGUCGAGAUAGACGACUAAUUCUUCUGUCCUUGCGUAAACUGGUUUGCAAUUACGAAAUGCCUACAAUAAUGUCAAAAAAGAGUCCUGCUUCAGAAUUCUAACAAAGGAUCAGGAAAUGUGAGACACUGCCAUGAUUGAGUCUGACUUGUGUAGGAAGAUGCGAAGAUGUCGCUUUCUAGAUUUUGUCCGGAAGCUGACUUUUACCGUGGGAAGUACCAUUGUCGAUUCUUCGAUUGUUGUAAACGAGUCCGCGUCGCGAAAGUCAAACGCGCUGACUCCCGAUGUUGUUGUGGAACCUACUUCCCCGGCUGAAGAGGGCCCAGGGCCCGCGCAGCCGUCGCAGCAGCCACAAGAAGAUCAGGCUCAGGAAGUCGUGCGAUCGCAGUCGAGCAAGAGCUUGUGGAUUUUUGCGGAUGCUGGUGGCCUUGCGCCGCAUGCGAUGGACGUCGACGACGAUGUAGCUGUUUCGCUUCUUGUGUCUCAAGAGAAAUACCGAAUUGCAGGCAUUACGGCGACGUACGGAAACGCACCUACGAGAGUGUGCUACGAGAAUUUGAAAAUUCUUCUUCAUCGCCUAGAGGCUGCCCGAAAGCCGAUGGGGAUCCAUUCCCGUAGACGUAUCAACGACGAGGGAAGAACGCAGAAGCAUGUACCCACCUUGCCAGAAAUUCUCUAUCGCGCAGAUGAGUGCGCUCUGCCAUUGCUGCCUGGCCUCUGUCGCGACUUCGGAGAAGAGGAGGCCGAUGUUGAGAACACGAGCGAUCGAGCAUUCCUGCAACACCUACAAGCAAGCGACGCAAAAAGUGUAAUAGUUGUUAUCCUCGGCCCGACAUCAGCGUUAACUGCCGCAUUGCGUCGGGGCUCGCGGAUGUCUUCGACAUCUUCAACCAGCAAGUUCCAGAUGCUGCACCUUUCGAAGAUCGACUCUGUGCAUUUCGUUGGCGGUAGCUUAGUUCCUGUGCAUGAGCGGGAUUUAGUGGAAGAGCACGUUUCUCUAUUCUACCAUUUAGGGGAAAGCCGUGCCUUUCUGGAGGACUUUUUGCAUGGCAUGCCGACGGUGAGGAAAGUGAUGUAUACGAGUCAGACACUAAACGAGGUGCAAGUUUACGAUAAAGAACUCCUCUCAAGAAUCGACUGCGGAGGCCAGCAGGCACGGAGACGCCCUAGUGUACUUCAAUGCCAAAAGUCACCAUCCACCGCAUGCUCCAGUUCGAAGAAGUGUCUAGAAGAGGACAUGUUCGACAACGAGGAUGGCACGACAGGAGGUCGGGAAAAUAGCACAGCACCUGUCCGAAGAAGAUGUCGUGAGGAUGCUGAUGACUACCGAGUUGUGCAGGAAGAUGCAGAAGUCCAAGAGGACCACGCAGAACAUACAAGAGGAGUAGAGCUAACAACAUCUCCAGACGAAGACAACUUGAACGCACCAUAUGAUGAAGCCAAAAGGUCUCCUGCGACUCCAUUUCAGUCCUAUCUGUGCCCUUACGUUCCGACUCUGCUGCACGAGGCGGCAAAAGAGCGGUGGAAACCGAUCUUUGGUCAAACUGGACAACUUUUUGACCUCGGAGUCGUUUUCGGCGUGCUCCAUCCCGAAAUCUUUGCAAAGUAUCAACCUGCAGUCGUAGAUGGCUUGUGGCCCUUUCGCAUGCGAAUUCUAGAUAGCGUCGCGAGAAAGAACGCUGACAUAAUUUUUAGAGAAGACAGAGAGAUUUAUGGUGGCACGGGCAAGCAAGACGGCGUGACAAGUUUUGGAGUAGAUGACAGAGAAAAGAGUGGUGCUGAUCAUCUGGAAGUAGUAGAGCAAGAUGAUCAUGGCAAGAGCGACUCCAACGCUCUCUGGGUACCAUCGCAGGCUAACAAAUUUCUGUUCCGCGCACUCUUUCACGGCAGCAUUCUCUUUCAAGACGACAGUGCAUGUGAAGAAAGGAAUGAAACGACCUGCGAUCAUGGUGGAGAGACGCGAAGAAGCAUGGAUAGUACACAACGAAUGAUGUUGAAACAGAAGAUUAAAAAGAUCCUCAUUCCAACGGUUUAUAUUGCGAGAAAUAGUAGCACGCGAGACGCAGCGCACGCCAGCGCCGGUGUUUUUUCGGAAAAGACAGCGACAAAUGAGUAUACUCGAUCAACAGUAAUGCCGUCUCCACUCCCACCUUUUGCUGUCCUUCAAAACGGAUGCAGUUUCAACCUAAUAUUGCACUAUCUUUGGCGACCGGUUUCAGCAGUCGUCCGGAAUAUCAGAGCGGACUGGAUUGUCCUAAUUAACUUGCGAUCUAUUUUGUUCUUAGAAGUGAUGUUUUUGUCGCUGAUGGUUCCACUUUUGUUGCGAUUUGUCAUUAGACAAAUGGCCAACUACCCGUUCUUGUCGACGGUAAAGACGUAGAAAAUAAUCAAUAUCUCGUUGAUUCAAGAAGUAGGGUUGGUCCCCUCGGGGACAUAAUCACGUCGCAAGAAUACCACAGUAUCGCUAGCCGCUUGUCAAGCAACUAACGAGUCACGCCAAGAAUCAGAGGGCAUGGGAGGUUUCUCGAUUUCGUGCCGUCUAUCGUUUUUGAUGCACACAUAUUUCCUUCUGCUCCUCAGUACGUUUUCAUUGAAAUAACAUUGAUUCAUUGUAAAAAACAAUGUUUUCUCGUGCUUCUAAUUUUAUGAUAUUACUCAGCGCUGCGGAUUAGUAUUAUGCAUCUGUAUCCUUUGUGUCAUGUUCAUCGAUUACUCCUUAGAAAGUAACUUGAAGGGGUUCGUUGAAGCCGAUUCUUAUCACGCUUGAUUUCCUUUUGACCAUUCUCUAUGAUAGGAAUAGAGGGGUUUUCGUGACUGUGUCUCCUGAAAGGAGUCUUUUCUUGACACAACAACUGUUUCAUUCGCUAUCGCGGAUGCGUCAAAGAUGUUGCGUUUGUAAAAUCAUAAUGGGAAGCUGCUUCAGUGCGACCGGAGCAAUAUUUUAAGUCACGAACAUGAUGCUGAGCGUGGUUCCGUCGUGUAUGAAAUUCAGAGGCAAUCAAGGGGGUACGCAAGCUGAACAAAGCUACAACUUUUUGAUGCUAAGAACCUACACCUCUGGCCCAUCUGGUUUCCUCUCGCUUGUGAAAGAAAACACUCCGAAUGCUCGUAUUUGUUCUUUUGUUUCCUUCCCUUUUAAAGACUUAAUGUUGUUGGUCGAAUCAGUUUCGGCGUUUUCAUAGUCGUGAGCGCUCACCUCUCCGAGGCGGGCAUGCCGAG